AGGGACAAAUUAAAUAAAAGAAAUACAUAAAAUCAUAUGAUAAAAAUACAACACAAUAAAACAGAGUGCAAUAGUCAUGUGACUCUCUUCAUGGAGUGAAUAAACCCCUAAGUGAAAAGGGUGCCCUUAACUCUUUUGGGCAUGGAGUUCACUAGAGCUUCACCGGUUGCCACUGGAAUCCUCUUCCACUGCUCCAUGACCCUCCAUAACUGAUGGAUGAGCUCAGAGAAGCUUAGCUGGGUUUAGGUCUAGAGACCUUCUUCAGCAAAGCAGUCCUCAGCUUGAAGAUGUGUUUGAGGUCUUUAUCAUGUUGGAAAAAAGCCAUGCAGUCCAGUUUCCAAAGGGAGGGAUAAUGUUGUGCUCCUCAAUAUCACAGUUCAUUUUAGAAUUCAGCUCCCCCAGUGCUGGCUGCACUCAUACAGCCCCAGACCAUCAUUCUACCACCACCAUGCUUGACAGUAGACAUGAGCAAAUUAUCUUGGUACUCCUCACCAGGGUGCUGCCUCACAUGCUGGACACCAAUUUUUGUUUUAGGAUUUCUUGAUUUCUUAUUAUAACGCAGGACAUGGUUCUGGCAAAAGCUCAGCAAAUGUUUGCAAGCUUUCUUGUUCUUCAGCUUUAGGAGUGGCUUUCUUCUCUUCCUUUUGGGCGCCUCCUGACUCAACUGUUCUGCAAAAUGUAGCUCCAAAAUGAAAUGUCUUUACCUAAACUAUCUAAUUAAAGUCUUCAUAAAUGUCUGAUUGGCUGAAUGAGAGUGUUAGGUCAGGCUAGAUUCUUGUCAGGAGAGGCAUCCUUCUACAUUGGUGCCAUGCAGACAGAGUUGACGCAGUGUGUGGUGUAUGGUCUGAGCUCUGCAGGUGUGAGUAAGCAGUGAAACUUUUGAUGUUUUGUUAGAGAAAACUAACUUUGGUUAAAAAGACUGAAUAGCUAAGACUAAUAACACUGGCUGAUGUUUAACUUCACUCACAGGAUAGUACCUCAAACCUUACACAAGUGAGGGUGUUCCCAGGUCAUCCCCUGAGAUUUUACAUGCUCUCCCAGGAAUUUUGCCAGGCCAGUGUAUUUGUACACUCCAAAGUGUUGCAUUUAUACUGUAUGCAUAAAGUACACAAAGUCAAUGAAAGUCAUGUCCAUGAAAUAAAGUCUCAAAAAUGGAUUAAAAAACAAAAUAGCUAAUCCUUUUGUAUGGGUACAGAUGAUAGCGUUGAUAGAUUGUUAAUUAUCUUUCUGUCUGAAAGUUAACUGCAGGCCAAAUGUCUCAAAUAGAACUUCUGCCUACGAGCCAGGUCCUGCCUGAGGCCAUGAGACAGCUGCUUCUAUAAAUAACCCCCUCAACAACCACCUCCUCACUCUCACACUCCAGUACACAAAUCCCCACAUCCCAUGCUCAUACACAUGCCGGCACGACGAAAGGUGAAAAAACAACUUUCAAUAACCUUGCCAAAGGGUUGACAACAUUCAGAAGAACUCAGGUAGAGCUCAGGAGUUUCUGAAGAGAAGCAUGAAGAGCUUGAAGUUCUUGGCGGCUGAGGGCUUUGUUCGAAGUGGCCCGAGUGCUGGUAAGAACCUCAACUAUCUGUCCUACAACCUGUUCCCAAUCCUGUUUAAAGCCAGCUACCUGCAGGAGGCAUCUGAGGUGCUCCAUGACCUGGUUGAGUCGUGGCCUCUUACGGAGCUCAAUCUGCGCAGAUUGCUGGGCCGAACACCAGACUGCCUGGCUGACCUGACCUCCUGCACCUGCAGGCUCUGCCUCACAGCUGUGCUGACCGGUCUGAAGGACUACAUCCUCCAUGAGGCGAAAACAUAUGCCAAGGUCCUGCGUGUGGUGGACUUGACAGGCCUGCAGGACAUUGAGCACCAGGCCUGCCCCUGCGGACGCACGCUGGGGCGCUGGGGCCGCACUGACCUGCUCACCCGUAUGUGCUACGAGAUCCUGGUGGCCAUGCAGGCUGGACAGUCCGCUCCAUCUGCCUUUGAGUUGGAGGUGGACGUCAGAAUCGAUGCUUUUGUCACAGCAAGGAACUAUGAAGUGGUGGCUCAGGCCUUGCUGCUGCUAAGGCACUGUCCACUCAAGAUGCGCUGUGUGGGUUUGCGCAUGGACUCCCUGGUCCUCAAGAACCUCUUCUACCUGCUGAGGCUGGCUGAGCCCAAGGGCCUGAUGAAGCUGGAGGUAGUGCACAACGUACGCCUGGAGGCUCCACAUCUGGAGGUGAUGUUCUCGCAGCUGCAGUUUCCUCAGCUGCGCUCACUCACUCUUCCGGCGCAGGCGAUGAAUGUUCGUAGACUGGGCCCAGAUGAUGAGGGCCUGCUGGGAGUGCUGGGAGAGCUGAUGAGCAAGAUUACAGAGCUGAGGGAGCUCUGCCUGGGCUUCUCCACACUCACGGGACAUCUGCGUAAGCUGCUGAGUCCUCUCAGUACCCCACUGCAGUGUCUAGAACUGGGUAACUGCAGCCUCAGCACAGUGGACAUGGCCUACCUGGCCAACAGUCUGCACAGUGAGUUCUUAGUAAGGCUGGACCUGAGUGGACAUGUGGUGGCUGACCUCUUCCCCAACACCUUCCGUAAACUGCUGCACCGCUGCUCAGCCACACUCACCAGUCUCAAUCUGGAGGAAUGUGGCCUAGAGGACGAGAGCUUGGAUCUCCUCACCCAGUCCCUCACACCCUGCCACGGCCUGCAGGAACUCAAGAUCCUGGGGAACCCACUGAGCACUGGAGCCCUGCGCCAGCUCUUCAACAUGCUGGCUCAAAACUACCCAGCUCUCAGGUAUAUCGAACUGCCAGUUCCUCGAGACUGCUACUCUGAAGAUGUGACCUACCCUCUGGAUGAUUCUGUGCUUCUGAGUUAUGAUCAGGAGAAGUUCCUCCAGGCCAGAGCGGAACUGAAAGGCAUUCUGGAGAGUGCUGGGAAAGGACAUGUAGAGGUAUGCACACCACUGUUCGGUGCCUACGAUCCCGACAUCCAUGAGACAAGCAACGAGCUGGGAUGCUCCAUCGUGCACUCAUUUAAUAAUGUUAUAGGGAACUUCAUAAGCACUGUGACUAACGUCAAUGAGCGGAGAGAGCAAAGCAUGAAGCACUGAUGGAGUUUUGUUAUUGGAUAUUAUGCAAAUGCUUUAGUCUAUCAUAAAUAAAGAACAAUAAAUAGUAUUGUGUUUUAGUAUAUGUAUACUGCAAAUUUGUAAGGCUGUUUGUGUUGCAGAACAUCAGAAUUUGUGAUUUUGCAUGACACGCUGUAUAAUAUGAAUGCGUCAGUGAAUUGUGAAAGAAAAAGCUGCUGUUAAACGUCUAAACUGUGCAAUAUAUAACUAGAUUUAAAUUACUUAAGCUAUAUCAUAAAUGUAAUUGUGUCACUUGAAAAAAAAUGGAUUUCCAGUACAACGUAACAGGAAAAGAAAUUGAUGUAUAUAUGUACAUAUCCAGUCAAGCAUAACAUUGUGAUCCUUGUUUCUACACCCAGUAUGCAUUAUUCAGCUCCACUGAGCAUAUAGGACAAUUUUUAAUUCUAUAAUUACUGACUAUAGUCCUGAACCUGUUUCUCUGCAUAUUUUAUUAUCCUCCUUUCCACCUCCUUUCCGUUCUUCAAUAAUCAGGACCUCACAGAAUAGACCACCACACAGCAGCUAUUAGUUUGGGGGGGGGGGUUCAUUCUUAGCAGUACUCAGCAGUGCUGCUGGAGUUUUUAAACACGGUGUCCUCUAACUGUCUCACUUAGACACUCCUUCUUAUAGCUGCUUCCCGUUGUAGAAGUAAAAUCAGAGACAGAAACUCUGAAUCUGUUGCUCAACUGAUGGGCUAUUCACAACCCAGCAAUGACAAUGAAGUGUUUAAACAGAGAAAAACAGAAAUAGAAGUACUAGUGUCUGUCAUUACAGAACUAUAACAUUUCUCCUAUAUACUCAGUGGAGAUGAAAAGUACAAAUAAGCAUGGCUGUCUAAGAAGUUCCAGUGAGAAACACUAAUGGUUAAAUUUAGUAGUUGGAUUUGACUGCAUGAAAGACAAAGUCUAGAAUUAAUGUUUUGUAUGAUAGCACAGAUUGAUUUAAUGAGGGCAACCAAGGUUUGUACAAAAUAUGUUCUUUGUAGGAACUACAUUACUCUGUUCUUUAAACAAAAAAUAAAAGUCUGAUACAAA
Astyanax mexicanus (Mexican tetra) is the source of this 4134-nucleotide messenger RNA. It is a transcript of the gene lrrc14b, whose product is annotated as leucine rich repeat containing 14B. Gene Ontology annotation, cellular component: cytoplasm. Gene Ontology annotation, biological process: negative regulation of DNA-templated transcription; negative regulation of cell differentiation; negative regulation of apoptotic process. Bases 1502 to 3082 code for a protein of 526 amino acids. NCBI's taxonomy places the organism in Eukaryota, Metazoa, Chordata, Actinopteri, Characiformes, Acestrorhamphidae. The record is from RefSeq and is a predicted model, not a curated record. The transcript is spliced from 3 exons.